AUGAGCAAUGUCAUUGGGGCGGUCCUCCCCGAUGAGACUCAUGAUGAAGGCACUACGUCCAAUGAAAAUAAUGAUGGUUCUUCUUCUUGCACUUUAUUCUUGGCCAAAUCUACCAUUGAACAAGCUGGAUUGGGUGUCUUUACAGCAAAACCACUCAAAAAGGGAGAUCAUGUCGGAAAUGGCGACGCCUGCAUUCCUCUCAAAGAUUUGGAAUGGCAACAAGCCGACAUGAUGGACAGCACAGACUUUAAAUUCAUCAAUCCGUUCGCCGAUUAUGUUUGGUUGGGAGAUCCGUUAGGUCUUAAACCGGAAAUUGGACCGUUUCAGUUGGUCAGUGGAUAUUGGCCAGGACUCAAUGCGGCCGUCAAUUGCCAUCCGGCCAUGCUCAACGUGGAACGAGCGACGCCUCGAUACGACAACUUGGAUGAUACCUUGCAUCGAUUCAAAGACCCAUCGGUAGGUAGUUUUACUCCCUAUUUCAAUGGAUCCUCUACAGUUUUGCACAGUGUACCUGUCGGCGGAGAACUCUUUACGUCGUAUGGCGACAAGUGGUUUGAACGACGACUGGAAAUGUUUCCGCCCAACUUUCCCGUUCCUUCUUCGUAUCGAUCGGCCCAACGCUUUUUGCAACGCUUUCAACGACACAUUCCAUCGCCCAGAACACAACAAUUGGUCUAUGACUUUGUGUUGGACUUGGAGGAUAUUUGGGAGGAUUCACGGUUCCUGCAGGCCUUGCCGAACGAUUUGGGACACGUUCACAAGGCUUUGACGGAAGGAUUGCGAUCCUUGUUUCAAGAGAGCUCUACGCGAUCGAUCGAUUGGUUGCAAGAACAUGGAGCAUGCCUUGAUAAUAUAGAAGCCAAACGAUCCACCAUUCGACAAGCUGGUAGAGGAGCCUUUGCGACACGCCAUUUGGUCAAGGAUCAAGUGAUUACGAUAUCGCCACUGAUUCACAUGUUAGAUUCCAAACUUCUGGACAUGCAUCGAUUCGACUUUAAUAUGGAAACGAAGUCUUAUACCAAACAUCACCCCAUGCCACCACAAUUGGUCAUGAAUUACUGUUUUGGACAUUCCGACACUAAACUAUUGCUCUGUCCAUAUGGGAGUGGUGUCAACUACAUCAAUCAUCAGAAUUCAUCCAUUGCCAACGUACGAAUUGCCUGGCCAGAGGAUGGUGUACUGAAUCACAAAGCUGCCAAGCUGGAUGAUCCCGUUUCACAAUGGAAUCCAGAAGAUAAAAAGUCGGUAUUGGCAUUCGAAUACAUUGCCACUCGCGACAUUUCACCCGGAGAAGAGCUAUUUUUGGAUUAUGGGCCAGAUUGGGAGGAGGCCUAUGCCCAGCAUGUCCAAAACUGGAAUCCACCCCACGACUAUGCGGACUACAUUUCAGCAACAAGUUGGAAUGAUCAACACAAGCGACAAGACAUUCUCAAAACACCGGCCGAAUUGGAAAUCGAACCAAACCCUCCGAGUCUACAGCUGCGGUGUCAUGGUGGUCUUACGUCAGCCUGGGGUUUCAAAUAUCAUGCACUCAAAUGGGAUAACGAUCCAGACAAGUACAACCCGGAAUAUGGACAUGCUUGUCAAGUGCUGGAUCGAAAGGAGGAGAUCCAUGGAGAGAUUACCUAUGAUGUGCUAAUUACUGAGAUUAUUGAGGAUGACGACGGAGAAAUCGUGGAUUACGAACGAAGGAACGUGCCGCGAAACUGCAUGAAGUGGUUUGACAAGCCCGAAAGUACCGAUAUGCAUUUGCCCAAUUCCUUUCGUCAUUCGAUUGGGAUCCCAGAUGACAUCUUUCCCGAUGCGUGGAGAUCCCACAAUACGAGAGAUGACGGUCAUGAUCCAAGUGAUAGGCAAGAUGAUGAUAAUUCGUCCAAUCAGGAACCGGUGUGUGGUAUGUACAUUGCCAAUUCCACCAUUCCAAAAUCUGGUCUGGGACUGUUCACUGGAUUUCCCCUUGAGGUUGGGGACGAGGUUGGCGAUGGUGAUGUGGCAAUCAUGCUUUUGGAACUGGAUUGGCACAAUGCCAAAGCACAAGAUGAAGAAGAUGAUGAGAAUGUCUAUCCUGACAUGACGAGCAACUACGUUUGGGAUGGACGAACCUUUGGCUUUGGCAAUGAAGCAAUUGGUGGUAUUCAUACAUUCUGGCCAGGGAUCAAUGCGGCAGUCAAUUUCAACCCCUUCCUUGUCAACGUUGACAACGAAGCCAUACCUGAAUUUGACAACGCAGGCAUACAUCGUGGAAGACACCCGGGGGCCGGUGCAUUCUCUCCGUAUCACAAAGGAAUUCCACAUGCUCAACGAAGGAUACCAACCGGCGGGGAGCUUUUCAAAGACUACGGACAAGACUGGUUUCACGAUAGGCAACAGCCAUACAUGCCAACACUUGAUGACAUUCAGGAUGCUCAAUAUCUCUUGUACGACUUUUUCAACAAGUUUGGCGAUCAAAGUGGUGUGUAUAACCUUAUUAUUGAUAUUCGCAACAUAUGGCCUUCCCGGCUGCUGAAUGCUCUGCCGGAAAAAUAUGGCGAGGCAGCUAUAGCCGCUCUUGGCGAAAUUGCCGAUGUAUUCCAACCAAAUGCCACGCGAGAAAUCGAAUGGUUGCAAGAACAUGGGAGAUGCGUGGAUCAUAUUGUUCCUGGAGUUUCUACCCUGCCAAAUGCUGGUCAUGGCGCUUUUACAAAACGAUUCAUUCCAGAGGGCACUAUCAUCAGUGGGUCUCCUCUUCUUCACAUGUUUGAAGAUGUGCUGGAAAUGUAUGACCUGGUCUAUUCCGACUCUACUGGAGCACGGCGAAAACCGUGGUCGAAGAGUGGCUAUCAGCUCUUGCUGAAUUAUUGUUUUGGCCAUCACGAAUCAUCGCUGCUCUUGUGUCCAUAUGGCCCAGGAGUCAAUUACAUUAACCACAACUCGACCAUGGCCAACGUGAAGAUACAAUGGGCACCACAUGGAGUAACUGGACAGAACAAUUCAUGGUUCUCGAUGGCCCCAAAGGAUAUGCAGUGGAACUACAAACAGAGUCUUGCAUUGGACUACGUUGCUACUAAAGACAUCCCGGAAGGUGCUGAACUAUUCUUGGACUAUGGGCCGCUCUGGGAAAUGGCAUGGAAAGAGCACUUGUUGACAUGGACGCCAAAGGACCGAUGGUUGUCCUAUUUGUCCGCCGCAACCAUGAACAUGCUAAUGAAACAAAAUCCGCUGCGGACGCAGGGGGAGCAAAGAGACUCGCCAUAUCCUGCCAACGUCAUGUUUCAAUGCGAUAGAGCCACAGUCCCUGAAAUCGACUAUGGGUCGUUUGCACCAAUCAAUGAUAUUCACCCUUGCAUCAUACUCGAACGCUAUAAAGAAGGGUCGGGUGUAGAUGAGUAUGUUGUCCGCAUGCAAGUGAAGGGAGAAGAAGAGCCCGAAAUUCACAAUCUUUCAAGGGAGGCAAUCAAGUUUUAUGACAGACCCUACACGUCAGACCUUCAUCUCCGUUCUUCUUUCCGUCACCGUAUUGGUUUUCCGGAAGGAAUGGUUCCAAACGAGUGGCGAGACUCCGAAUCCUCACUAUUCUUUGCAAAUAUUGAGGAUCUAGGCGCUCAGGUGAAUGACGAACUAUAA
Molecule: messenger RNA, 3603 nt
Organism: Cylindrotheca closterium
Lineage: Eukaryota; Bacillariophyta; Bacillariophyceae; Bacillariales; Bacillariaceae
Source: the annotation of a GenBank genome assembly